This is a messenger RNA of Girardinichthys multiradiatus, 6122 nucleotides long. It is a transcript of the gene lnpep, whose product is annotated as leucyl/cystinyl aminopeptidase. The coding region runs from base 362 to 3463 and encodes 1033 amino acids. Gene Ontology annotation, molecular function: peptide binding; zinc ion binding; metalloaminopeptidase activity. Gene Ontology annotation, biological process: proteolysis; peptide catabolic process. The transcript has 22 exons. NCBI's taxonomy places the organism in Eukaryota, Metazoa, Chordata, Actinopteri, Cyprinodontiformes, Goodeidae. The record is from RefSeq and is a predicted model, not a curated record. Gene Ontology annotation, cellular component: cytoplasm.
AACGUUGUCAACAACUGGUCCGGAGAGGAGGAAAAGUGUCAUUUAUCCAGCUGUAGUUAGCCUAACACGUUGGACUGAGAUUUGUUUUAUGUUUUUUUUUUUAUAAUUAACUAUAAAGAAACAUUUACUGUGUUUAUCUGUUUUUUUAAAAGCCAAUCAUGAGGGGUAAAGUUGUGAGCAGCUAACAUUAGCCCUCUGAAUGCUUUUCAGCCUGUUACAGUGGGGGGAGGCUGCUGAUAACAACUGUGAGCUUGCGGUGGGUUGUGGCCCUCCAUAAAACAUCGCCUCGGUCGGACGUCCUUGAACGUUCAGUUCUUCUAGUUCCGUCUGGACAGGAGGGAGUCUUUUGAAAUAAAUCACUAUGGAUCUGUUUGACAGUAACACUGCAGAGCGAACUAACCUGCCGAGGAACAUGAUCGAGAACAGCAUGUUCGAAGAAGAGCCUGAUGUGGUGGAUUUAGCCAAAGACUCCAACACAUUUCCAGCAUUUUCCACUCUCGACCCUGAUGAGGUGGCAUAUGAGCCUCGCAGCUCACGGUUGCUGGUGCGUGGCCUGGGAGAAAACGACAUGGAUGAUGAUGAAGAGGACUGCGAGUCUUCUGCACGUCUCCUAGGAAUGUCUUUUAUGAACCGCAGCUCUGCUCACAGAUCUAACUCCUCCCCUUACAUCAGGCAGUCUCCACCGAGGACAUGUUCACGACCUUCAGCUUGCACCAUGGUUGCAUGUGUGUUAGUCCUGGUGAUAGUAGCUUCACUGGUCAUGGUGAUGUACCUCUUACCUGGCUGUACCUUUACCAGGGCUGGCUGUCCUAAGUCAAAUAAGACUGCACCUCUUGAGCCAGUCUACCCUAAUUCCACAAACGGUGAACUGUUUCCAUGGGCCGAACUCCGACUGCCGCACAGCAUCCAACCACUCAGCUAUGAGCUCACCUUGACCCCCGACCUCGACAACAUGACCUUUACUGGCAGAACUGUAAUCAAAAUGUCUGUGCUUCAUAGCACAAAGCGAAUUGUGCUCCAUGCUGCCAAUCUCAACAUUACCAAAGCUAUGUUUAAGCUGGGGGAUGGGCAGGCCCAUGAUGUGACUGUGCUGGAGUACAAACCCCGACAGCAGAUUGCUGUUAAGUUCCCAGAGGAGCUGAAAACAGGCCAACAGUGUGUUUUAAUCUUUGAUUACUCUGCUAAUCUUUCACACACCUAUGAUGGUUUCUACAACAGCUCGUACACUGAUAAAGAUGGAAACAAAAGAGUCCUUGCUGCAACACAGUUUGAGCCGCUGUCAGCCAGAAAGGCCUUCCCUUGUUUUGAUGAGCCAUUUUUCAAAGCCACUUUCCUGAUAAGAAUCAACAGAAAUCCAAGCUAUAUGACUCUUUCAAACAUGCCUCAGGCCAAAACCACACCUAUUUCCAACGUCCUUAUGCAGGAUGAGUUUGAGAAGACCAAUGUCAACAUGAGCACAUAUCUGGUGGCCUUCAUUGUUGGUAACUUCACUUCUGUCAGCACCAAUGCCAAAGGAACAAAUGUCUCUGUAUAUUCUAUACCAGAGAAGAAAGAACAGACGGGCUUUGCUUUGGCCACAGCUUCCAAACUGCUGCAGUUUUACAAUGAAUUCUUUGAGAUUGAAUACCCCCUGAAGAAACUAGAUUUGGUGGCCAUUCCUGACUUCCUGGCAGGAGCCAUGGAGAACUGGGGGCUUAUUACUUUUCGGGAGACCACCUUAUUGCUGGACAGCAAUUCUUCCCAUCUCGAAAAACAAGUAGUAGCUUCUGUAAUAGCUCAUGAGCUCGCUCAUCAGUGGUUUGGAAACCUGGUAACCAUGAGCUGGUGGAAUGACCUCUGGCUCAACGAAGGCUUCGCCACCUACAUGGAGUACAUGUCACUGCAGGAAAUAUUGCCUAAUCUUGACACUGGUAAUUUAUUCCUGUCUGUGCGGUUCAGAGCCAUGGACAAAGAUGCACUAAACUCCUCCCACCCCGUGUCGACAGAGGUUAAUACACCUGAACAAGUUGAAGAAAUGUUUGACUCUGUCUCGUAUGAAAAGGGUGCAUCGAUUCUCCUGAUGCUGAAUGCGUCCUUGCCAAAGGAGCAGCAGUUCAAAAAAGGCAUUAUUCAGUAUUUGAACACAUAUAGUGGAUCAAAUACAGAGACUGAGAACCUCUGGAACAGCCUUACACAGGUUUCCACACCACCUCAAAAUAUUUCCGAGAUGAUGAGUUCAUGGACAUCACAGAAAGGCUUCCCAUUGGUCACUGUGAGUCGCAAAGGAGAUCAGGUGACCAUCUCUCAGGAACCCUUCCUGCUCACGUCUGACAACACCACACAAAAAUCCAGACUGUGGAAUAUUCCCAUCACAUACGUGAACGACAGCUGUAGUUUGGCCCUCGAAUGCAGACAGAUGUACACUCUGAAGUACAAGACAGAAAAUCUCAAGGUGCCAGAAAGUGUAAAGUGGCUAAAAUUAAACUACAAGAAUACUGGCUUCUACAUUGUUGACUAUGGAAAUGACGGUUGGAAUGCUCUUAUUGAGGCUUUGUCCAAAAACAUCAGUGUUCUCACACCUGAAGACCGGGCCUCGCUCAUAUAUAACAUCUUUGCUCUCUCCAGACUCGGACGUGUACCUUUUCAACAAGUCCUCCACCUGUUGAACUCCAUGUCUGGUGAAACAGAGCCUUCUCCUGUGACAGAAGCUCUUCUGCAGCUCAACAGUAUCUACAGACUGCUGGAUAAAAGACAGGAGUCUGGCUUGGCAGCUCGAAUGAAGGCUUACAUUCUGAAUCAUUUUGGUUCUCUGAUGAAAAAUCAAUCCUGGGGAGAGGAACAGAGUCUAUCAAAACAGGAACUGCGCUCAGCCCUCGUCUCGACAGCCUGUAUCCUGAAUGAAGAAAGCUGCACUGACCAAGCCAAAUCUCUGUUCAAAAAGUACCAUGACUCCAAUUUCACCAUCAAGAUUCCAGGUGAUUUGCAGCAAGCUGUCUUUACAGUGGCAGCUCAGUCCGAAGAUGAUUGGGAAACCUUGCUCCAGUUGUACACAGCUACCACCUAUGAUGCUGAGAAGCGAAAGAUGCUAAAAGGCCUGGCAUUCACUCAAGACCCACGUCGUAUUGCAUGGAUUCUCAAGGCAGGUCUGAAUGGGGAUAUCAUCCAGACACAGGAGCUUCCUCUGAUCAUCAACACCGUGUGUAAUGGUUUUGCUGGCUAUUUGUUUGCUUGGGAUUUUAUACAAGUAAACUGGGACCGCCUCAUAGAGAAGUUUCCUGUGGGCUCCUUUGCCAUCCAGACCAUCGUCAAAUCCACUACCUCCCAGUUCUCCACACAGGCACACCUUGAUCAGGUUCAGGCUUUCUUCUCUAGCCUGAAGCAGCGUGGCUCUCAGAUGAGGAGCGUGCAGGAGGCUCUGGAAACCAUCAGGCUGAACAAACGGUGGAUGGAGAGCAACUUGAAAGAUUUUGGAAAAUGGCAUUAGGAAGGUUAAUUUAACCGUAAUUCACCCUGUUAACAAACAGGUGUGGUGCACCUUCACGACAGCAGCAGUGUUUGCACUAUUUUUGGACUCUGUCCCUUAACUCCCAGUAUCCAGACCAGAGCACUAAUCAACGGCUCUUGCUGGAUGAAAAGUUUCUGAGAUGAGUCCUGUCAAUUUUACUUGAUAGCUCAGGGUGGUUCUGAUUGUCCGUCUGACUUAUUGUUGUGAGACUCAACUCACACGCCUUGUGUUUUAUGCUGUCAACCAAACUUCUGCAGUUCUCAUCUAAACCUUGUGCUUUAUUAGACAAUCGUGCUUCAAAUAAUGACACUAACCUCCUUUAGUCCCUGCUGCAUCUCAGGCUCCCAACCAUUUAAGCUAUAAAAUGUUAAAAUGUUCUCUCGAUAAAUACAAGUUAAAAUUAACGUUGACAUCACUGUGUCAGAACAGCCUGUUUGUGUAGGAAGACAAAGCCGUGUGAUGCUCCGCAGCAGUGAGGAACUGUGAGAUGCAGUUGCGUUAAAUAAAUCCUUAUCACUCCUGGAACUAAAGCAUUUUGCCAUGCUGAUCAUAAUCAGGUGAGAUGUUGAUAGCUUAAAAUGCCAAACUGCUUUGGCAUUAGUUAGUGAAUGUAGUAAGAAACCUUUCCACUGUGUGCAGAAAAAGAUGUACUGAAAACCAGUGCAGGUUUAGAUCACCCAAUGUGUCUUACAGCAGGUGAGAGCAGGCAGCCAACACUGGAGCCACUGGUCUCUUUAUUUAGUUUCUCCAACUUCAGCUCUGAUCCACAUGUUUUGCUCUACUUUUAUUGUCUCCGCUCUUUUUUUUGUUGUCCACUCCUGUGUAAAGUUGUAACUAUGAUGUAAAUAUGUUCAGCAAUGUGCUUUUGGAAAUACCAUUUUGGACAUGUUGACUUUUAAUAUUUUACGAUUUGAUUUCUGUUGUUUGUGUACAGUGUAAAGUCCAAAUUAUUUUGAGUCCAGGUCAAAGCUGUUUUGUUAUUUCCAUAAUUCCUUAUUUAGACAACCAAAAGGGGGUCAUUUGCUAAUGAAUGUCGUGUUACAAGGGCUACUGUGCAUAUUAGAGAUACAAGGCAUAUGUGUUUAUGUGUUUGUGCUUAUUAAUGAUUUGCUGUUUAUUAGUCUAAAAAACACAGAGGUUGCUGUGGUGUUAACCAGGCAUGUCAGUCCUCAGAAUUAGUUAUUUAUUCACAUGUGACAAAAUUUCUUUCUGAAAUGUUAUUUAAAGACAGAUUCACGUCCAGAGAGGUACUUUCUUUAGAUUCACUUUCUUGUUACCUUUAUCAACAUGUUGCUGUUGAAGCUUUUGUUUCACAUGUUGAAAACAGUGUGGUUACAUAAUACUGAGUGCCAGUUACACUCAAAGGCAUCUCAAGAGAUCUGUGAAAACGUUCCUCUUAAUGUUACCUUCAAAGACAACUUGACAAAAAUAUGUUCAAAAAGUAUGGAUUUGCUAAAGUGUUUUUUUUUUCUUUUUAUAUACAUUUUCCAAAUGUCUUUACAUUGAUCUGUAUUAAAUUUCCAUGCUUUACAUUUGACUUGCCAAAUCACACAUGUUGACAUGUUACUAGUGAGUAUUUUGGCUUCAGUUAAUGACUGAAUGCAUACUCAGUCAGAAAUCUACUGAAGACGUACUAUUUUACUCCCUGUUUGGUCUCUAGACAGCUUUAAAUUUAGAUUAAACUGGACCUGUGGUUCCUAAACUGGGUUUAAAAUAUUAAGUCUUAUAUAAAACGUAUAUUUUUUAGAAAUGUAUACAAAUAAAAUAAAGGCACCAAUCAUUCUAAACAACUUUUAAAAAUCUGCAAUUUGUUAAGGAUAUUAACUUAAUUGACAUGUCCAAAAAGUUUAGAUUUUAAAACAGAGCUGAAGUUAGUCUAGAUCCUUCAAGAGCAUUUGCCCAAUGCCAGACUCCAAACAUUAUCACACCUACACACAAUAAAACCUGACUAUUAUUCAAGCAGGUUCAAGUAGUUAUGUAGAAAUUUAUUUAAAAAUUUAGAAAUAAAUCUAGAAAUUUUAUUCUGGAAGUUAGGAAAUUUGUAAAAGGUAAUGGUUUGAUCCUGGAUAACAAUUUGCAAGUUUCCAAAUAAGAAAUUGAGACAAAAACGAAUUACUGAAUCAGACUAUAAAGGAUCUCAUCACAGUUUAAAUCUGUUUAAAGAUCAUCAAUAUUGCAGCCGGUCAUUUUGUCAUCCUCUCACUGUACUUUGUGAGAGAUUUGGUUUUUUUGUUUAUUUUGAUGGUAUUGAGUGUUCAGAUACUUUUCUGUGAUAUGCAGGACUUUAGGAGAGCACCGUGUUUGUAGUGCAACUGUCAGAUGGUCUGUUUUUGCACUGAGAUGGUGUCCUGUAGAUGCUGUGGAGAUUUAAUUGCUAGAUAUGGAUACAAAUUGUUGAACUAAGCAGUUUUGGGAAAAACAUUGCUUUUGUUUUUAAUAGAAUUGAAAGGGAACUCCAUCAUCAUCUAUCAGAGUUUCCUUCAUUGUUCAUCUGUUCUAUUUUUACUGAGUUUUUUUCUUCUUUCUUCCAAAAACUGACCGAAGUUCAAGUUUCUCUGCUUUGCAAGCCUUUUUGAUUAAACAAACUGUUCAUUGAUAAUAAUUUUUGACACUCCAAAUAAAGUUAAGCUGCAUCCAA